GAGUCUCUCUGCACAGUAGAGUUCGAAAUUUUCUGGCGAUAGAACAAAUAACGAACGCUUCAAGCUUUACAUCAUUCGGAUCGAUCGGCUAGAAGAUAUACUUCCAAAUGGAUAAAAAAUAACUCGCUCGUCGCCGGAGAAGCGCGCGCGCUUCGCUAUCGACCGGAGGGACCUCCUGGACCUCCUUCUCGUCUCGACGCGUCUCGCCCAGUCUCGGCUGGUCGCGACGCCCGCACGCACUUUCGGUGGAAACCAGGACGCGGCAACGCCUGCCGUGUGAAUCAUCUCCGAGGAUUGACCGUCGAACGCUCCUCUCGCACGCUGAUGACAGAUCGAAAUCAUCGACGCCGAAGAUGACAACGGGGGAGAGGUCGACGGAACGGUAGCCGAUCAGUGCACUCUCUUCCACCGGUAGGCAAAGAGUCUGCAUCCACCCGAUUAUUCCCUCUUUCAGCGAGAUUUCGGAUUCUACAUGGAAUGAAUGCGAAGGAUACCGCGAUAGAUAUUUAAGAGUGCAACGAAUCGAUAUCUUGUCGCUGAAAUUUGAAGUUGCACGAUGAGAGAGGAUUUUAGAAUUUGUUAUCUCGGUGUUGCCCCUGAAAGAAUGGUAAAUCACUCUGAUUUGUAAAUAAUAUAUUACGCUCAGAAAUACCGCGUGUUCUAUUCGCAAAGCUGCAGUGGAUGAGUAAAAACAGCUGUUUGAGAGUUUCAUUCCUCCAAGCUCACAUGCGUCAAUACGCAAGGUUGGACCGAAUGAGUAUAAUCAGUGGAUAUACAUCCCCUGAUGCCGUUGGACAUAAUAUACAACCAAGUAGAUGUAGAAAGAAAAUGAGUGAAGCGCUACAAGGAGAUAUGAAAAAAAGAGACAGAAGAGAAUUACUUACCAGGUCCCAUCCGUAGAUGAUCGCGUGAAUUCUUCAUGCGUUGCAAUUAGUUAAUUGCCAUCAGAAAAAUUACAGCGAUGGACCUGAUAUUUGCCUGUAAACGGCCACUUUAAUUACUGAAUUAAUAACAUAUCGACCGAAAAAUCGAUAUCUCUAGAAAAGAUAGACGGCCGAAGAGUAGAAACGCUAGAUACGAAGAGUAUGAAACGCUAGAUAUGAAGAAAUAUAAUUCGAUCUAAUAGCAUGUCGCGCAAUGAUCGAUUUGAUUAAUAAGAAUCAGAACUGAUCUCGGAGAAGAGCAGCCUAAUAGCGAGAUUUAUCAUUUGUAGCAUACGUGCGAGAAAUAGGAACGAAUCGUGAUUAAACCGAAACGCCCCUUGAAUAUUUGCAUGCGAUAUUACUCAUGCCAAUAGAAUGAUAACGGUAAUUCGCAAUUAACGUGCCAAAAGUCUUCCAGAUCUCAUACUACAACCAAACAGGCGAACGUCAAUUUUUCCUGGAUAGCAUUGCAAAAUACGUGCAUUAUCUCAUGAUCUCGUAAUCAUUAUCAGCAGUAAAUUUAUGGACCAUACGAACAUAUCACGACCUCGCAAAAGAAAUAUGUAUUUAAUGCGACCGGAAGUUUAAAGGAAAACGGGAAAGAUAGAACGAGAAACGCGCCAAUUUUUUUGCCAAUGUUAUCGAUUCAUAUUUAUAUAGACAAUCGCUAAACGAAAGAACUGAUACCCAAAUAAAUACGUUUGCGCAAUUUGCGUUCUGGCAUUCGCAUUAUAUUAUACAACGGACUAACUUCCAUAAAUAUUGCUCUAUGUUCGAUCCAUUUGUUCGAUGCGCUUCUUAAUUAUGAUGAAGCUCUGAAUAAUUGCAUCUGUGGAACGAUACACAAGGACGGUGCACAUAAGAAACCCAUGAAAAAAGACUUGAGUUCUUUGCGAAGAAUGAUAUAAAAAAAUAGAAGGACCAAGAGAUUCUGCUCAAUAUAAUUUUAUCUCGUAAGCUGCUGCUCUCUGUGAGAAAAUUUCGAUAGAAUAACGGCGAGCAAAGAAUAUAAAAAAUAAGAGAAUAUAAUUAAUAACGCAUUUUCUCCUUUUGUAUAUUAGAUGUAAACAAGAUAAUAUGCAUAUUUUAAGCGAUUUUCAAGAUCCGAUUUAAGCUAAUUCGCUAAACAAAUAUUCACUCCAUAUGUGAUAUCGAUGUCAGCAUGAUAUCGGUCCUUAUCUUAUCAUAGAAACGGAUGCGCAAGACAUAAUGUAUAUAUUGAUAGUGCAGUUUUACCUUGAACAUAAUGUAUGUAUUGAUACAGUUUUAUCUUGCACCUACGAAAGUGUUUGAUGUAUGCAACUGCUGUGUUAUGCGUGAACACCAAUCUCUUGAAGAGACACUGUUCCGCAGUGGCAAAAAGGCUAUCGACGAUGAAUGUGGAUCAACCACAGCAUUAAUCAAGAAUAGGCUGCAAAAAGGAGGCCUACGGCUACGAAGAUGGCUAAUCGCGUUAUUGGUUUUCCUGUUGAUGUCGCUUCUCAUUAUCAAUAGCUAUUACACCGGUCCAUUUCGGAUCAUCCGAUUUGGAGCAAUGACUAAAUCAAAUACUCCAGAUGUAUUAACGCAGGAAUAUGUAUCGUUAUCACCGACCGUUUAUACGCCAAUAGGCAGUGGUGGCUUUUUAGUUCGCAACAAAGGAUGCCGACUACCCGCGAUGGAUCCUUUCGAUCCUGAAACUCGACAUUUUAUAACUAAGGAGUCGUUCGAAUGCGAAUACGGAAAAUAUCUGCCGCUAAUUGAAUCGAAUAACACUGCGUUGUUUAUUAACCCUCUGGUAUCGAAUGAAUUCUACAACAUCAGUUGUUGUUGGCGAUCCUUCUGGCGAACGAAAAAUAAUGAUAAUGCUGUUACAUAUGACAAGCAGUGUUAUCCAUUCCAAAAUUCCACCGCUGUAAACGCUGAAUUCGUGAAAGUUGAAUGUUCUCGUAACAACAAAGUGAUAUAUAAGGAUUACUAUGUUUUUCUACCGCGCAAGCCUUUGGUAGAGGAAAGAUGCAAGCAAGCGUUAAGUAAGGACAAGUUCCUCGAGGAUCGUCUCAGUAUUCUCGUCCUCGGGAUCGAUUCAGUUUCCAGAAUGAAUUUUCACAGAAUGAUGCCGAAAACCGUAAAGCUGCUUCACUCCCUCGGUGCCGUAGAGAUGCUGGGUUACACCAAAGUCGCCGACAAUACGUAUCCGAAUCUCGUCCCGCUACUGAGCGGUUUGAAUCAGGACGAAUUGCGAAAACUAUGUUGGCAGACCGCUAAGAAAACCUUCGAUGAAUGUCCGUUAUUGUGGAAGAAUUUCAGCGCUGCCGGUUAUCGCACGAUAUUCGGCGAGGAUGCCUAUACCAUGACUACAUUUAAUUAUUUGAAACCAGGAUUUCGGGAGGAACCGACGGAUUAUUAUCUUAGGCCAUAUUUCCUCGGCGCUGAGAGAGACAUCGGCAAUACCCGCAAGCUGAACGCCAAUCUUUGUAUCGGUACCAGAAAGACGUUCGAUUGCAUACUGGAUUACAGUCGAAAAGUGGUGACAGAAUUCUCCUCGGAGCUUUAUUUCGCCUUUAUUUGGCAGGCCAGUCUCACUCACGACUAUUUUGCGUAUCCGCAGUUAGGUGAUGACUCGUAUCACGAUUUCAUCGAGUACGUAUCGCAAAAAGAUCUGUUGAAUCACACUGUUUUGAUCGUAAUGAGCGAUCACGGGUUAAGAUGGGGUGAGUUUCGACAAACGUAUCAAGGUAAAAUCGAGGAUAGUUUACCAUUCGUCUUCAUCGUGCUGCCGAGAUGGUGGCGAGAGAAAUUUCCGCUAGCUUGGGGAAACUUGCGCCGAAACAGCCACAGCUUGACGACCCCCUUCGAUCUUCACGAGACCCUGAAGGAUCUGCUGAGCCCGCACGUGCUGCGCGAAUCAUUUCUCAAGAGACGUAUCAGAACUCAGGCCUCGUCGCCUAUUCCACGCGGCAUUAGCUGGUUCCUGCCGGUGCCGGACAUUCGUACCUGCGACAUGGCGCACAUAGCGAAUCACUGGUGUAUGUGUCAUACCAGUAAUUCCGUCGCCUGGAACGAUACCGGUCUUCAGGACAGCGUAUCGUUCCUCAUCAGGGAACUAAACGACAUGCUGAGCAACUAUCCGCUGUGCGCGACGUUGAAUUUGAAACUGAUUAAAGACGCGAAAGUAUGGCUGGACAACACUGAUGACGCGAAGCUAAUGGAUUACACGGUGACUAUACAAACCACGCCGGGUGACGCGAUUUUCGAGGGUACGGUGCGCUACAAGGUGGAUGACAAUAGCCGCAAAUUGGUCGGCUCGGUCAGCAGACUGAACGCUUACGGCACUCAGAGUGCUUGCGUUGACGAGUUUAAUAUGCGUCUAUAUUGUUACUGUCUGUAGGCGCAAUCGUUAAACCAAUCAUCACCCUUUUUGUGAUAAUUUAAAUCAGAGCUGGAAGACUCGAUUAAACAUGGUUUGGAGAAACCAUUAUAGCUGGAGAGAGUUUCGCAAAACACAUCCCGUGGUUCUAUUUGAUUUUUAUGGAUGAAAAUGGACAAUAUUGUUGUAUAUCAUGAUAUCGUUCAAAGUUCAUAUUCUUGAAAACACGUAUUCGUAAGCCUCUAUCGUAUUGCGAACACAUUCCAGCGCAGUUUGAUAUUUAUUUAUAUAUAUGUAUAUAUAUAUAUUCUUCAGCAUAAUUGAUUAAUUAAUUUAAUCAUAUAGUGCAAUAAUAGAGAUGUCUAUAAACAUUAAUAUAAAACUAUCUAAUGGGGCGUUUACGGGCGAUCAUUUCGCUCCAUCUUUUUAUUUAUAGGUACUCAUUUGUUUACUUGCUUGCUCGUGACGUUGCAAAAUCAAACAAUUCUUCGCUCGAUGAGAAAAUACAUUUCUCCGUUAUUUGAUUCAUAUCAAAUUGAUUUAUAAUUGUUAUGCUGACUAUCUCUCAUACGUUACAUCAAUUUCUUAAACUUUCAACUGUCUGUAAACCAAUAUGUAACGACCUAUUACGGCGAUUUACAAUUUUCAGCGACCAAAGAAUUCGCCGUUUCUAUAUACAAAUA
This is a messenger RNA of Camponotus floridanus (Florida carpenter ant), 4955 nucleotides long. RefSeq lists its product as uncharacterized. Lineage: Eukaryota; Metazoa; Arthropoda; Insecta; Hymenoptera; Formicidae. The transcript is spliced from 6 exons. The record is from RefSeq and is a predicted model, not a curated record. Bases 2170 to 4293 code for a protein of 707 amino acids.